Blepharisma stoltei is the source of this 330-nucleotide messenger RNA. NCBI's taxonomy places the organism in Eukaryota, Ciliophora, Heterotrichea, Heterotrichida, Blepharismidae. The record is from the annotation of a GenBank genome assembly.
AUGAUAAGAAAAUUCACCUCUCAAAUUAAAGUUUCUUCUAUUUCUGAUAUCAAAAAUACUUUACCCAGUUGGAAUAUAGCUCAUGAUGCUUCUGAGCUUAGUAAAACAUAUCGUUUUCAAUCUUACACAGAUGCAUGAGACUUCUUCCAUCUUGUAAGUAAAGUUGCUGCACAAAACAAAUGUCCACCAUCAUGGUCAUUUUCUAAUUUAAACGUUAAUGUGAAAUUUCCUCCUGAAGAGCACCAAGAUCUUACACUCGGCCAAGUCCGUUUAGCAAUGUUUAUGGACAAAGCUCAAGAACACAUACAAUCUGAUCGUAAUUUUAAUUAA